UGUCCAUUAUAUUCAUAACUUAUCCUCAUGGCUCUGCCUAUUAAACGACAACGAGGUGUCCGACAACGUCAACAAGUUUGCAACAAUUAGAACACUUGAAGUGAUGUAAACUCAGUUGUCGCUCGAUCAACUAGAGGCGAAUUUAUCAGUGACUUUUUCGCUCAACUUAUGAUGGAUUUUAGUUAGAAAUAAGUUUUUCAACGAUACAAGCCAUCGAGGACAUACGACACAUGCAGUCGUUCAUGAACGUAUUUUAUACGUGAACAUGCAUGCGUGAGGCUGCCAAUUCGACACCGCCGAUACUGUAUAUGGCGAUUGUUUUCAUGUUCAUACAUUUGCAUUUACAAUUUAAGGAUGAGUACGAAAAAGACUGAAGAAGUACCAAUUAGGCUACGCUUGCGAAGCGCGACAGCAACGAAUAGAACCGUAACUACUACUCCUACGUUCAUAAAACCUAAGUCUACGCCUGUGAAGCACAAGUCUGCGCCUGUCAAGCGUCCCCGGAAAACAGUUUCAUUGAUCAAGGAAGGCUCCGUGCAGGACGCUACGACACAGACAGAAUGUAUCUCAAGCGCAAUCCGUUGUCCAAUCUGUCUUCUGGAUCUAGAUGAGCUUCUAUCUGAAAAGGUGAACCUUGUCAACGUUAAUGUCUGCAAGCACUUCCUGUGCGGCCCCUGCUUGACCGCGUGGUUAGCAAAACAGAAGACAUGCCCACUAUGUCGCAAAGCUCUUCCGGAAAAAGAGCCAUUCUCACAAUUACGCCUAACUUGAUAUUUUCCCAGUUUUCGAACGUUAUGCUCUGUUAUUUUUUUUUUGCCUUUAGCUGUAGUUGUAUGUGUGAAACCAUAAUGUAUAACCGUCCAUGUUCGCAACCUGGCAGGUAGAUAUUUGCGCUAAGGAUCAAAGAACACCCCCAACGUUCCUAAGUGACCAAAAACAAUGUAACUAAUUGGUCUGCGAUUUUUUUUUUUUUGUUUAAUUAAAAUUAGGGCUUAAUACUAUACCGUGUAUUCAUUGUGCUUGCUUGUUAGUUUUUUUUUACAUCACCCUAUCGUUUUCCGUCAGUGAGUCUGAUGGUGAUAAUAUGAAUCCGGCAAAACGGUCGAGUCCUUGUUGAUGUAUAUGUUAACUACCAAUUUAAUAUGAUCAGUCGUUCUACGCAUAUGGUCAAUACUUCAAUUUUGUCAAACCUAGAGGAACAGCGCACACCUCCCAGAGUCAUUGGAUUAUACAGAGAUAUUUUUUUAUUUAUGCAUUGUGAAACUCCCUGCACGUUAAUUCAAUAGCAAUUGUAAGAAAACCUAAAUUUCGAAACAAGCGUUUGUUCACUGGAUUGUCCAACAACGACCCAAGGAACAGCUAUCUCAUGUGAGUGGGGCUCCCAUUUCGACCCUAUAAGUUUCUCGAUCGCCGCUGAUGCUGUGCUGAUGUGAUCAAAAAAUCGCAUUUUCCAAUACGUUGAUAAACUGUGCCUUUCGUCGGAAACGGACGUUAUUAUUAAGAGGAACUAUCGUGAGGUAGGAGACGGUGCUGAACGGAC
Messenger RNA from Varroa destructor (honeybee mite), 1540 nucleotides. RefSeq names its product E3 ubiquitin-protein ligase RNF181-like. Lineage: Eukaryota; Metazoa; Arthropoda; Arachnida; Mesostigmata; Varroidae. The record is from RefSeq and is a predicted model, not a curated record.